UUCAAAAGUUCAAAAUAUAUUUACGGACAGAGUAUGCUGCGACAAAACUCAAUUAACUUGGGGUAUCCCCCGGUUUUGUGACUUGAUUUAAGAUUUCGAUUUGGUUUGAUUUUCGGUUUGGUUCAAAUGUGGAACUUAAAAGGUGACUCUCUCUCUGUGUCAGAAGUGUCUUCCUUUCCUCUGCAUUCUCUUCUUCUUUGUGCCGUGUGGGUGUGGCAUUUCUCUUGUAGCGACAGGAAUUGUGCCAGAGCUGCAACAGCAAUGGCGACGGAAUCAAUUUUUCUCAAGCCUGUAUCUUUCGCAUGGUUUACGAAAAACCCAUUGAAUCAAUUUCAUAAAAGAAGACAACUUUCCUAUCGAAUUCGUCGUUUUCGAUUCGGUGUAAUUUGCUCCAAGUCAUCUGAUUAUCAAGAUUUCCAGAGUUAUGCAAGACCUUUGCGUCUCUUACCAGCAGAAGAAGUGAAAGUUUUUAGAGGGAAUCCAUCUUUCACUGUGAGCGAAUCUCGAUCUCUUUAUAAGGUUAAGCUACAGACAAGUAAUUUGUUUGGUUCAGGGAUUAGUGAUAUGAAUGCUAGAGUUCUUAUAUGCUUGAUAGACGAAAAGGGCGAUUCGGUAUUACAGACAAUACCUCCAAAUUUGUCAUCUUUGGAUCCAGAGGUUGUGGAAAAUGGUGAAAGCUUCAGGUUUCAGAGGGGCUCUCUUGAUGAAUUCUCAUUUGAAGGACCGAAACUCGGCAAAAUCAGAGCUUUUUGGAUUGGUCUUGAGUCUGGUCAAUGGAGAGUUGGAAGAGUGAGCUUGUGGGUGGUUAAUCCUCGUGGUAAAGAAACCGAGGCAAAAACCUUUUGUUACCGAUAUGAUUUUGAAGUUGAUGAACUCUUGCUUGGAGAGAGCAGUGACCUAUCAAUGGUGGAACUUAGACCUAGCCGUAUCACUGAACUCGCUGACUCCGAUCAAAUCUCUUCGUCUUCAGCUCUGAAUCUUGACCGUACUAUGGUUUCCAAUGAGGAAAGCAUGGAAGAAUACGCAAACUUGAAACUCUCUCUGCUACUCUAUGAUGCGGUUCUCAUCCUUCUUGGAAGUUUGGUCUUUUCCUUCUCACUUGGUGAAAACUCCGCCAUUGCUUUCUUCUUCGGUGGAACUAUGGGAUUUCUCUACUUAUUGCUAUUACAGAGAUCAGUUGAUGAACUGCAAGUACCGGGAUCUUCUUCUUCCGAAAACUCCAAUCAGAUACUCAGCGGGGGACUCAAGAUUCCGGUUUUGAGCCUUGCAUUGGCCAUAGGAUUAACGGUUUUGGCCAUGAGAGGACACAUUGGAGGAGAGAUGACUGCAUUUGCAGUCACACCAAAAGAGAUAGUGGUGGGGACUUUGGGGUUUCUUGUAUGCAAAGUAGCCGUUAUUUUGGCUGCCUUUAAGCCCUUGAAGGAUGGUCCUUAAAUCUUAAGAGAACCAAUGUUCUGAUGCUGUACAUGACUUUGUUGUAUAUAACAGAUAUGUAAAUAAGAAUAGAUACAUCAUGUGAUCAUACAUGUAUAUGUAUACCAUACAUCACAUAAAAUGGAAAUCGAUAUUUUAUAGAUCAUAUAAAUGUAUAUAU
Messenger RNA from Arabidopsis thaliana (thale cress), 1594 nucleotides. RefSeq names its product Lipase/lipooxygenase, PLAT/LH2 family protein. The coding region runs from base 127 to 1434 and encodes 435 amino acids. NCBI's taxonomy places the organism in Eukaryota, Viridiplantae, Streptophyta, Magnoliopsida, Brassicales, Brassicaceae. The record is from RefSeq and is marked reviewed. The transcript has 3 exons.